Messenger RNA from Neoarius graeffei (lesser salmon catfish), 3109 nucleotides. RefSeq names its product methyltransferase like 25B (gene mettl25b). The coding region runs from base 107 to 1906 and encodes 599 amino acids. Gene Ontology annotation, biological process: rRNA modification. Lineage: Eukaryota; Metazoa; Chordata; Actinopteri; Siluriformes; Ariidae. The record is from RefSeq and is a predicted model, not a curated record. The transcript is spliced from 8 exons. Gene Ontology annotation, molecular function: rRNA (adenine-N6,N6-)-dimethyltransferase activity.
UUCUAGUUAGCUGUGGUUGUGAGUAGUGGCUCUCUGGUGGACAGUCAAGCAGAUUCAUGAUGAAAAGUGCGUUAAUGAAAAAGCCAGAGAUGAUGAGGAGACGGUGAUGUUGUCAGGAAGUGAUGUGAACAUGUUUUCACUUUCAGAGCAGCAGCAGAAGGAUUUAGCGAAGAGCCUUGUAACGUUCUUGUCGAGACAUAAGCACAUAUCCGACUCCUACAUUAUUGAGUUUUUCAGUGAGAACCUGUGGGAGACACUACCUGAAAGAUGGCAGAAAGCUUUGCAAGAUUUAUCACCACCUCAGGUAGCAAACCUGCUGCUGGAAAGAGAGACCAAGAACAGAGUCUACCCUUCAGUGUGGCCUCUUUCUUUACUGGCGCUACGGGUCACAGCUCACACACUGGUGUUUCCCCGGAUGUCUCCAGACCACCAGUCUGAGGACACGGUAAAGCCAGAUGAAUUUCACUCGAACAGCAGUCAAAGCUCUUUGCUUGGUCAUAUCUUCCGCAAACAUGUGAAACCCAAGAAACAACACGAGAUUCGUAAGCUUGGCAUGUUGGUUAAGCAGCUGUGUGACCGGACUCAGUGUAGCAGUGUGGUUGAUGUUGGGUCUGGGCAGGGCCAUUUGACCCGUUUCCUGUCGUUUGGACUUGGCCUGGAUGUUACUGCUAUUGAGGCUGAUCCCAAUCUAGUUUCAACGGCCUCUAAAUUUGAUGGACAGCUCCUGUCGACCUUAGCCAAAGAGACUCGAAAGACAGGCAUCGCUCACACAACACUUGAUCCUGUACCCCGGCAUAUAGGUGGCUGGGUUAACCCCAGAGACACCUGGGAGACUUUCCUUCAGCAGUUGGGGAAGAGGGAGAAAAACAGUGAGAGCUAUCCAGGCAUGCCAGGACCAUGUAAAAAGAGACAGCGGGUAUCAAUGACAUCAGGCAAGGAAUGUGAGCUUGAAACGGAGCUCGUUUGUGGAGGCCAGCACUUGUGCACAGAGGAAUACAGUUUGGUAGCUGAUGAGAAUCCAGCUAGGCCUGUUCUUCAGCAACAUGAAAAGGAAAGCAAUGACUGUGUAGCUCUGUCAGGCACUGUGAUGUCAGAACAUCGCCUUCAAGCAGGUUUUGGAUGGACUUCAUCUGUGCAUUCCAAGGUCUCUUCUAGUGUUAAAGAACUGACGUGCUCAGAUUUUAUACUGACUGGACUUCAUGCUUGUGGUGACCUUAGUGCUACUCUCCUCCGCCAUUUUGCUAACUGCCCCCAUGUUCGAGGAAUCACCUCUGUAGCAUGCUGCUAUAUGAAAAUCACUACCAAGGAGAACCCUACACCUCCUGGUGUCUUGCUUCCCUCUCUGUCUGAUAACAUCAAUGAAGCAUCACCAUUAGAAUAUGGCUACCCAAUGAGCAAGUGGGUGAGACAGUUGCCCGGACAUGAGCUGUCCUAUAAGGCCCGUGAAGGAGCAUGCCAUGCAGUUGAGGACUAUCUCCAUAGGUUGAGAGAUGAGAGCUCGUUACUUAAAACGCACUGCUACCGAGCAGCUUUGGAGAGCAUCAUCAGAGCAGAGAGGCCUCAGCUACGCAGAGCAGGAAUCCAGACCAUUAAAAAAGCCCAUAUGCUACCUUUCACAGAGUAUGCCCGUCUGGGGCUUGCCCGUGUUGGCUUGCCUGCUGACCUGACCUUUGACUCUGUUAGUGUGGAAGGCCUGCUGGAGCAGCAGGGCAGAGUGGUGGUAUAUUUCAGUUUGGCUCUGCUGCUGGCUCCAGUUGUGGAGACUCUGGUUCUUCUGGACAGAAUGCUCUUCUUGCAGGAGAGAGGUUUUCAAAGCCAGUUGAUUCCACUGUUUGAUCCAAGACUUUCACCACGAAACCUUGUGUUGGUGGCAAUGAAACCCAAAGAUGAUGAAGACAUCAUUUAGGAGAACGAUUCAAAACAGUCAUCUGCAGUUGCUGUCCAGAAUUCCAAAAAUGUUCAAGAUUGCAUUUGCUUCAAGGGAAAGUGCACUGAUGUAACUUGAGUGUGUUUUAUUAAUGAAAUUGUUACUUAGAUGCAGUGAUCUGAAUUUUAAAUCAGUUUUUAAACCUGCUGACAAGUAUCUUCUGCUGAGUUCUCCUGCCAUUUUUUUUCUGCUUUAUUGAACAAAACCAGGUCUGAAACUCAAUAUAAAAUCCUUAACAGUGGAGGAACAUAUUUUAAACUGUUUCCUUAGUUUGAGACCAAAUCUUGUCCAGAAAAAUGAAAUCUCUGUGGCUGUUCAUACCUGUUGCAAGUUAUGUCAAAAUUGCAUGAGUGAUGUUAUUGAUUUUUAUUUUGAUAUGGUUUCUAAUACACAGUGGUUUCUCUAUGUGUCUGUCUCUGUGUUCACAACUGUCUCAGACAGCCUACAAGAAUAAUCCUCUUUGGCCCACAGUGGAAGUUGUAUAGACCGUCAGAGUUACCAGAUUGAAUGUGCUAUACAGGUUGUUUUACAUUAAUCCAUUUGAUUAAUUACCAGGUUUGAUACACAAUUAAAAUACUGGGAGUACUUAAACCAUUGUGUGUAUUCAGUUACAUUAGAACUGCUGAGUGGGUGGCCUUUGACUAGCAUGCCCUGCCUGAGACCUAAUUGUAUUAAUGAAGGUAUCAGAGCUCAGGAUCUCUGGUGCAUCUCAUAAAACAUUUAGCAUGGCACAGAUAUGAACCAACUAUAACAUUUUAGGCAGAAUCAAAGUUGGAAACAGCUUAACUGAAGAAGUGAAAGACAGUAUUUAAUGCCUUCUCUCAGUUUCUGCCAGAAAAAAAGGGUAAUUCAUUGUUCUCAUAUAUGCAGGUUAGGAAUAUCAUGAGCAACUGUACAUUUCAGUUCAACUCCAGGGACUUAAAUCCAUGCUCAGAUUAAAGUUGAUUUUCUGAUUUUGUUUUUCUUGUACAAUGGCUUGAAAUCCAUAUGAAUGAACAUAUAUAGCAAACCUUUGUAAAACUAAUUUUUAAAGCUUUUUCAUCACCUUGUUCUUAAAAUGGCAUGUAAUAUGUAUUACAACCAUUUCUUGAUGCCCUUUUAUCUGUAGGCAGAGUUGAUGAACAAAACCAUCCACAUCCUCAUCAGCUGUUCAGCUUGUUAGUAGGAUAUUCUGUAUCUCGG